AUGGCAAGAGCAGCUCUUCAAGAUCAUGACAGCAAGCCUCCAAACAAGAAUCCUUGCAAAUAUGGAAGCUCACACUUAAGGCAAGCCUUUGCAAGAAUCAUGGAUCCUACAAAAUCUGCUCCGGUUCCUGUUAUGAGAAGUCAUGACAUAAUGGGCAUUGUGGAUGGUUCUGAAUCAUGCCCUACCACUUUGAUCUCUGAUUCUCGAGGCAAAGAGGUUCCUAAUUCAGCUUAUGCUCUAUGGAUAAAGAAGGACCAAUUCCUUCUCGAAUGGAUCAAUAUGACCCUAUUUGAAUCAGUGCUUUCCACAGUUUAUGGAUUGCAAACUUCUCACCAAGUGUGGAUUGCCCUUGCCAGUCGAUUUGCAUCACAGUCUAGAUCUCAUGUCUCUCACAUAAAGAGACAAUUGCAGUCCCUUUUUCAAGACACCAAAUCAUGUUCUGAAUACCUGCAAAGUGCUAAAGUUCUAGCAGACCAACUUGUUGCAAUUAGUGGCCUUAAUCCUUCCUUCAAUGGAUUUAUCACUUCUUUCUCUCUUGCAACAAGAAACAAUCCUAUAACAUUUCUUGACUUUCAAGAUGAGUUACAUAGUCAUGAAAUGCUCCUCAAACAACAAACUCCUCCUAUUCCAACAAACUUUGCUCUAUUUAUGCCAAAUUCCAACUCCUCACAACAAAACAUAUUUUCCUUACGUAAUGGAGCACCCCACUUCCACAAGAAAGGCAAAAAUCCUAAAACAUACAAUUACCCUCCAAGAAAUGGGCCCUUUAAGCCCUCUGCAGAUUCAGCACCUAAGCCACCACAGCAAAACAAUGCUUAA
Molecule: messenger RNA, 819 nt
Organism: Carya illinoinensis
Lineage: Eukaryota; Viridiplantae; Streptophyta; Magnoliopsida; Fagales; Juglandaceae
Exons: 2
Coding region: 1-819 (272 amino acids)
Source: RefSeq, a predicted model, not a curated record